AUGGCUGAACUAAUAGAGAAAAAGAAAAUUCGUACAGUCAUAAAAUCAAAGGCAACGCGUUUUGAAAAUUUUAUUAAUAAUUAUGUACCGGUAACUGAAACAUUUUUUGAAUUAGAAUCACGUUUGGAAAAAUUCGAGCAGCUUUGGUCAGAAUUUGAAAAAAUACAAGGUGAAAUUGACGCAUUCUCAACCGAAAUUGAUAAUCGAGAAUGGGAACAAUUUGAAAAUGGUUUUUUUUCAACGCUAAGCAUGGCUAAGCGAAAGAAGGCCCAAUGUAUGGAGCUCUCGAGACCCGCCAGUGUAAAUUCAGAAUCAGCCAUAUUGUCGAAUGGUAGUAGUGUGGGAGUGUCGCAUGCGCGGUUGCCUAUCAUAACGUUGCCUAAUUUUGACGGUAGCUAUGAACGAUGGCAGAGCUUCUUUGAUACUUUCAACGCGAUGGUUCACAGGAACACAACUCUGGACACUAUUACUAAAUUUCAUUAUUUGCAAUCCGCGUUAAUCGGCAAGGCAAAAGAAUAUAUAAAUGCGUUUGAAAUUACGGAAAACAAUUAUGACAUUGCUAUUGAUUUGUUAAAAAAGCGAUACCAUAACUCUCGAUUGAUUAUACAACAUCAUAUUCAACAAUUGUUUAAUUUGCCGCAGGUAAAUAAAGACAUAGCGGGGUCAUUGCGCGCGCUUUCCGAUGGAUUGCAAAAACAUACUCGUAUACUCAAACAAUUGAAGGAACCGGUUGACACAUGGGAUACCCUUUUAAUUUAUUUGGCUUCAACUAAAUUAGAUAUUAUUACAAAACGCGAAUGGGAAUUAAAAGUAGUGUCAAGUAAAUUAUCAAAAUUGACUGAAUUUUUAGAAUUUUUAGAUACACGGUGUCAGAUGAUGGAAGCUAUUUCAUCAAAGGCUCCUCAUACAGAAAUGACAAAGACGGGUUUUAAUCAGGGAACAAAAAGGGAAGGCAAUAAAAUUUUAACUCAUGUGGCAACGGGAAAAAACUCGGUUGAUUGUGUAUUGUGUCACAAAGAUCAUCGGGUUUAUACAUGCUCUGCUUUUCAGGAUUUAUCAGUCGAGAAUAGAAGGGAUAAAGUUAAGGAAUUAAACUUAUGUUUUAACUGCUUGGGUAUUAAACAUGCUGCCAGAGAUUGCAGAUCCACGCGCUUAUGUAAACAUUGUAAUCAUAAACAUCAUUCUCUUUUGCAUUUCGAUAAUCAAGGGAAUUUUCAAUCAAAUAGUAAUCACCAAUUAAGGGAAAAUGAAAGGCAGAGCGGUGUAAAUUCGGAAUCUGGUGUUUCUGUGAAUUUAUUUGCACACAAGGACACAAGUGAAAAAAUAUUGUCAACGGUGGCAAUAUAUAUACAAAAUGAUACGGGUCAAAAAAUAAAAGUUAGAGCGUUACUUGACAAUGGUUCUAUGGCGAACUUUAUGACAGAAAAUCUAUGCAAUAAAUUAAAUUUAAAGAAAAAUAAUGUAAAUCAUACAGUCUCGGGAAUAGACUUAACUCAGACAAAUAUUAACUUUUGUACCUCGGCAACGAUAAAAUCAACACUUAACGCAUAUAAGCUUCGAACUGAUUUCUUUGUAACAAAUAAUAUUUCCCAAUGUAUUCCAACAAAAAAAAUUGAUCUUACUAAAUUAUCCAUUCCUGAUCAUAUCCAUUUGGCUGAUCCCGAUUUUUAUAAACCUCAACCUGUGGAUAUCCUACUGGGCACUUCUAUAUUCUGGGAUUGUCUAGAACCAAAACGAAUCCUUCAAGGUCAAGGACACCCGGUAUUACAAUUAACGAAGUUUGGAUGGAUUUUAGGUGGUCAAUUAUCUACGGAGAGGAAGACUAAACAAUCUGAUUUGUUUUGUGGAUUUUUAAGCGAAUCAUCACUCAAUCAGCAACUGCAACGAUUUUGGACCAUCAACGAAGGAGACUCAACUAAGAUUAUGUCGGCAGAAGAGAAGGAGUGUGAGGCAAUAUUCACAAACACCUGUAAGCGAGCAUCGGAUGGGAAGUUCGAGGUCACCAUGCCAAUGAAAUCGAAUCUAGAGGAACUUGGAGAAUCUCGUGCCAGUGCGGAGAAACGAUUACUGAUGAUGGAACGACGUUUUAAGAAAGAUGCUCAAUUAAAGGAACGAUACAGUGAUGUCAUGAAGGAUUAUGUGGAUCAAGGUCAUAUGUCCAAGGUCACGAUGUUGAAGGGCUCCUUUAAUUACUUACCACAUCAUGCAGUACAAAAAGAGGCAAGCACAACCACGAAGACCAGGGUAGUAUUUGAUGGGUCUAAUGAGUCAUCAUCAGGACUUUCAUUAAAUGACUGCAUGUUGACUGGUCCCAUUGUUCAGCAGGAAUUAUUUAAUAUUAUAAUUCGUUUCAGAAUACAUCGGUUUGUUAUCACAGGGGAUAUAGUUCAGAUGUAUCGCCAAAUCUGGGUGGAACCUAGUCAACGAAGGCUCCAAUGCAUCUUAUGGAGGGAGAGUCCGGAUCAACCAAUGGAUACUUACCAGCUUAAUACAGUAACGUUUGGGAUCACGGCUUCUCCAUAUUUAGCUACGCGAUGUCUUUUGAAAUUGGCAGAUGAUAACCAGGAUCUUUAUCCAAACGCAUCACGAGUCAUCAAGGACGACUUUUAUGUUGACGAUAUGCUAACCGGCGCGGAUACUGAAGAAGAAAUUGUUGACAUCAAAAAUGAUGUUAACAAAAUCCUAUCAUCAGCGGGAUUUAAAUUGCAGAAAGUCCAUUCAAAUGCUGAUCUUCCACAGCAUGAUCAGGAGGAUCACGAAAUCACGGAGAUCAAGACGUUGGGAUUGAGAUGGCAGCCAAGGGAGGAUCUAUUGAAGUAUGAUUCGAGUUACAAGGCUAAACCUGGGUUCAUCACGAAGAGAAUGAUGUUAUCAUCAAUUGCACAAAUUUUCGAUCCAUUAGGAUUGAUUGGACCAUUCAUUCUGCGAUCCAAGAUUCUUUUGCAGCAUCUCUGGAAAUUGAAAUUGAGUUGGGAUGAUCCAAUUCCAGGGGAUGUUGCUGAAAAAUGGAUUUUUCAUUGCAAUCAACUGCAGAAUAUUAAGGAUCUUAAUAUUCCACGUUAUGUGUUGGUUGCUUCACCUAGGAAGAUUCAAAUUCAUGGGUUUUCAGACGCGUCUGAGAGUGCAUAUGGAGCGUGCAUUUAUAUGCGCACGGAGGGAUUGGAUGGAGUCGUCGUAACUCAUCUUCUUUGUGCUCGCUCUCGUGUUGCUCCGAUGAAAUCGGUGAGUCUACCGCGACUGGAAUUAUGUGGAGCAUUGCUUUUGGCUGAAGUAUAUGCUAAGAUUCGAGAUGCUUUGACUAUCAGUAUUGAGGAUGUUUAUUUCUGGAGUGAUUCGACCAUUGCUUUAUCAUGGAUCAAGGGAGAUCCUUCAAGGUGGCACACCUUUGUGUCUAAUCGAGUAGCCGAGAUUCAACGAUUGACUCCUUUGGAAAAAUGGGAUCACGUAAGAACAGACGAGAAUCCAGCAGACCUGAUUUCACGAGGAGCAGAUUUGAAUCAGCUGAUGGAUGCAAGGAUCUGGUGGAACGGACCGGAGUGGCUUCAGAAGGAUGAGGAUUCGUGGCCGCAUGAUGAAUUCGUGAUUCCUGAAGUACCAGAAGAGAAGAAAUUGACAUUGACGUUCGCUGUUCAAGAGCGAGAUUUUUCAAUGUUGAGAAGAUGUUCAUCUUGGAAUAGACUUCGUCGAGUCACCGCUUAUUGUCUGAGGUUCAAGGAAAAUGCAUUCAAAAAGGCUAAGGGAUUCGUAUUAAAUAAGGAUAUUUUAUCAGCUGAAGAAUUGAAUAAGGCAGAUGUUGUUUUAUUGAAGAUGCAUCAGGAAGAAGAAUUUUCCAAGGAGAUAGGUGAACUUCGCAGGAACAAGGCAAUUGAUUCAAAUAGUCGAAUUUUAUCUUUGAAUCCUUUUUUGGACGAUGUCGGUUUGCUGAGGGUUGGGGGAAGAUUAUCCCAUGCAUCCAUAUCCUACUCCCAACGUUUUCCUAUUAUUUUAUCUUCGAAUCAUGUAACGACGGAAUUGAUCAUACGUGAUCAUCAUUAUAAAAAUUUGCACGCGGGAACAUCUUUGCUUUUGGCUAAUUUACGAGAAAGGUAUUGGAUAUUGUCUUCGAGAAAUGCAAUCCGGAAGGUAUUGCGCAAGUGCGUCUUGUGUUUUAGAAUCAAGCCAAAAAAUGAAAUUCAAUUAAUGGGGAAUUUACCGGUUGAACGGGUGACACCGUCACGAGCGUUUGCGCACACUGGCAUAGACUACGCAGGACCGUUUAAUAUCAAAAUCUCUAGAAACAAGACCCAAAAGGCAUAUCUUUGUGUCUUUGUGUGCCUGGCGGUUAAGGCUGUGCAUUUGGAGCUGGUCUCAGACUUGUCAACAAAUGCAUUUUUGAAUGCACUUAAAAGAUUCAUAGCUCGGCGCGGUAAGUGCUUGUCCUUGUCUUCGGACAAUGGCAAGAAUUUUAUUGGAGCGAAUAACGAGUUACAAAAGAUUGUUGCAAAUUUGUUGACGGAAACUGAGAGCAGAUCCAAAAUAUUAAAUUUCGUUGCAGAUAAUUCGAUAAAAUGGAAUUUCAUUCCCCCCUACUCGCCUCACAUGGGAGGUUUGUGGGAGGCGGCGGUAAAGUCGGCAAAAUCGCAUUUAAGGGCUGUUAUCAAUGGCGCUCCUUUCACUUUCGAGGAAUUUUAUACGAUAAUUGUAGAAAUCGAGGCAAUAUUAAAUUCGAGACCAAUGUGUCCGGUAUCAUCGGAUCCUAAUGAUAUGAACGUUCUCACUCCAGGACAUUUUUUAAUCGGAACUUCGUUAAGUUCAAUUUUAGAAGAAAGUGUUCUGGAUAUUCCAACUAAUCGGGUUAAUCGUUUUCAAUUGUUAUCACAAGUACAACAAUCCUUUUGGCGACGAUGGUCGACUGAAUAUAUAACGCAAAUGCAGUCGCGUUCAAAGUGGAAGAGGCGUAUUGAUAACAGUAGAUUGCAUUUGGGACGAAUGGUGUUGUUGAAGGAUGAUAAUUUGCCGCCACUGCGAUGGCGAUUGGGACGAAUCGAAGAUCUCCAUCCUGGAACUGAUGGACUCGUUAGGGUGGUGAGUGUAAGAACAAGCGCAGGAAUUGUAAAACGAUCACUACCAAAGAUUUGUAUAUUGCCGAUAGAUGAGUGA
Leptopilina heterotoma is the source of this 5139-nucleotide messenger RNA. RefSeq lists its product as uncharacterized. NCBI's taxonomy places the organism in Eukaryota, Metazoa, Arthropoda, Insecta, Hymenoptera, Figitidae. The record is from RefSeq and is a predicted model, not a curated record. Gene Ontology annotation, molecular function: nucleic acid binding. The coding region runs from base 1 to 5139 and encodes 1712 amino acids. The transcript has a single exon. Gene Ontology annotation, biological process: DNA integration.